This is a messenger RNA of Trematosphaeria pertusa, 2712 nucleotides long. RefSeq lists its product as uncharacterized. The record is from RefSeq and is a predicted model, not a curated record. The coding region runs from base 126 to 2618 and encodes 830 amino acids. The transcript is spliced from 3 exons. Lineage: Eukaryota; Fungi; Ascomycota; Dothideomycetes; Pleosporales; Trematosphaeriaceae.
ACAACUAAAGCAAAGUCACUUCAACCUUGCUCUAGCUACUCUGCUGUCUACGGACUCUUUGGCGUUCCCCUCCAACGUGCAUAUUGCUUGGCCUAGCAUCUUUCACGACAUCAUCAGCAACGGGUAUGGCUUAUCAAUGCGAACCUCAAUGGUGCUUCGAGACCCUCGGCCCCAGCACCCAUACGCAUCCAUCACCCGAGCUCGUACCUCAUACCGAGCUCAAGAGCCUCCAACAGCUGUUCGCCGAUAUCGCGCUCGACCUGACCUUGAGGGGUCUUCCUGGCGCGGACAAAUGGAAAGUCACAGACAUGUAUUGUCCAGAGGUUCGCCGCUCUCCGUUCACGGAUAAACACUAUGUCAUUCAUCUUGAUGUUGUCUCGUGCUGGAAAGGCCUGUCCUUCUGCCAGGCUGCCGAGCUCGCCUUCUGGGACCGUCUCUUCCGUGAAGUCCUGGAAAGCCACGUUCUGGAGGUUCUGCGGAUCGUUUUGAUGCAGCACUUGCGGGAAACUUCUGCAUCAACCGAUCAACCACGGAUCAUGUCUUGCCUCGUCGAAUGCCUCUCCAGUAAGACCACUCGCCUGAUCGAUAUAGACAUAUGGAGACUUGUCCACAACAUGAUUACAUCAUUCUACGAACACCCGUCAGCUUGCGCUAGUUUCACAUGGUUCGUCUCCAGCGGUGACCUGCCGGCCAUGGUGUACAACUUUCUUCGAACGCGCGAUUGCUUCCUCGACGCUUUUCCUCGCCCAUGCCUGAGCACUACCCUCAGCUACGAGCAUUCAGAGACCGAGCUGCACAUUUUAGGCAAUGUUGAGUGGCAGCCACCUGACAUCGGUUUCCAUAAGCUACCUAUAAUGCUCUCCUCUGGAGCUGAGUACCGAAUCGAACCAACCCAUAACGAUGUCGAUCUCGGGAAUAUUUGCGGGCCGAGGUUCUCCAAAUUUCCAUGCCAGCCCGAAUUUGCGAUUCAAUCGGACAGCUUACCGCUGAAAUGGGAUCAUGAUCUACGCUGCUUCCGAGCGAUCGUGCCAGGCGAGGAUUUCGGGAGCCCAGUGAAGGAGAGUCGGUCGAGAAGCACACCCACCUUCAAAGUCCUUCAGGCUCACCUCCGCUCCCGUCUCUCGCAAGACUUUCUUCUCAAACUUUACACGAAAACCAAGAUAGUCGAGGAAGCGAAGACGACUUUCUCUGCCAAACUCAUCACGCGGUUCCCUAGUAAUGUAAGAUUUGAGCGUACCAGUCGCUACAUUAUCAAGCUUGAGAUUCUCGAGCCUCGCACAUCCGCGAGGGGCAAGGAAUGCCGCGGCGAUUCUCUUGCUUCCAACCCAGAAUCGCUAUAUGGUGUUGGAAGCAGUGCGCCGGAAAGCCACCGCGCUGACGAGGUGCCGCCAUAUGAAGAGCCUAUUCGUGCGACCCCAACCACUCGAGCUCGCUCCUGGCUACCUUCCUAUUCGAACGCGCCGGCUUCCGAGCGCGGAUGUAGGAUCGCGGAUGAUCAGGCAUCAAUGCCCUUGGACUCAUCACCGGAUACAUCUUCCGUUGACCGGGACAUCGAAGCAGCCAGGACACUACCGCAACAGCGGCCGCUACCGCCCGGCGUGAGCGGUUCGCCAGGGACUGCCAAGCAAGAGCAGGAUUCUAGAGCAGCAGCUGGCAAGGAAGACACUCAACUCCGACCAGAGCACGCAGUAUUCGCUUUUGAUGGUCUGUGUCUCUCGAGCGAAGAAUCAAAUAUGCUCAAAGAGUCCACCCAAGCUGCGGCCAGAGCCUCCGCUGCCAAGCGCACGAUCGAGCCAGACAUGAAAAGGGGUGUCGUCCCAUUCACAACGAGGCUCGCCGAGGUCGCUCGACAUGCAGUUCCUAAAAAGCGUAAAGCAAGCAAGCAAGUGCCGCUCAGCUCAAUGUUUGAAAGCUCUUCGGCUUUUCAGUCCGAGCGGCUUGCCCUGGAUAAGUUCGAACAUCUCGAUCUGGAAAUAGGGGCAAAGCGUCAAAGGAUCAAUGAUAGCAAAGAUUCGAGCAUCGCUCUCCACGCCAGCAGCUCCGCUGACGUUGACGCUGAGGUUGAGAUAGAUUGGGAUGAUGAGCAUAUGUCUAACCUGGCCAAGAUUACGACAAGGUGUCUGGGCAAAGCUGCUACGAUUUCUUCGCCGGCGGCAAAGUCUCCAGGCUGGUACAAGAGGUUGAGCGAAAGGAUGGAGACGUGCGAUGAGCCACCUCUCAGCCGUUCCAAGUCACGAGCAUACGAAGCCACAGAUUCCAACGUCAUGCCCUCCUUGCGAAAGAGAGGCAGCGUCAAACGAAUGGUCUUCCCACGGCAUAAGAAGUACGAUUCCGCCUCUCCGUAUCCAACGCCGGGAAACAGCGCCGACAGUGCCUCAGAUUCGGAUCGCUCGAUGAAUCAGUUCGAGAUCGUGAAUAACUACCUCGAAUUUCGCGACAAUAGAGAGAAGCGCGGCCAACUUGAUGGCGCUACGAGCGAGGACAGCGACGAACGCAAGGCGUAUGAGAGCAUCUUCAUGGAAGAUAGUCAGGAAGAGGGUUGGAGCACAGAGGCAUCCAAUAACGAGGUGAGCGAUAUGAGCGCAGAUUUUGAGAGGGUGUCGUUAGUAGCCUCUUAAGCGUGUAGGUGGAGAGCACGGGUGGAGCCGAAUAGGGCUGGAGUUAUUGAUAUUGGUGGCAUUCCGGCGGAGGCCUCCAGCGUCUUCUUCUGGC